This is a messenger RNA of Aegilops tauschii subsp. strangulata, 435 nucleotides long. RefSeq lists its product as uncharacterized. The record is from RefSeq and is a predicted model, not a curated record. NCBI's taxonomy places the organism in Eukaryota, Viridiplantae, Streptophyta, Magnoliopsida, Poales, Poaceae.
AUGGACGGCGGCAGCGGGUUCAACAUCAUCUACACUGACACUUUGGAGGCAAUGGGCAUUCCGAUGUCCCGCCUCAGCCAGAGUAGCAUGCAGUUCCAUGGGGCAAUCCCCGAGAAGAAGGCUAAAUCACUCAGGCAAAUAACCCUCGGCAUCGUAUUUGGCAGAGAGAAGAACUUCAGGAAGGAGCGGCCGACCUUCGAGGUGGAAGACUUUCGGAGUGCUUACCAUGCCAUCCUAGGUAGGCCCACCUACGCAUGUUUCAUGGACAGACCAUGCUACAUGUAUCUUAAACUUAAGAUGCCAGGGCCGAAUGGCAUGAUAACCGUCACAGGUAACCGGAAGUUAGCUGAAGAGUGCCUGCAGAAAGGCUCCCAGAUCGCUGACGAGCAGAUGGCGUUGGCGGAACUGGAUGAUUACAAGAAGGCAGUAGAUUAG